Messenger RNA from Fusarium keratoplasticum, 1893 nucleotides. RefSeq lists its product as uncharacterized. The record is from RefSeq and is a predicted model, not a curated record. NCBI's taxonomy places the organism in Eukaryota, Fungi, Ascomycota, Sordariomycetes, Hypocreales, Nectriaceae. Gene Ontology annotation, molecular function: FMN binding; oxidoreductase activity. The transcript has 4 exons. The coding region runs from base 1 to 1893 and encodes 630 amino acids.
AUGGCUCCUAGAGUAAUUGUCGUGGGCGGCGGCCUUUCUGGUCUGUCUGCUGCGCACACCAUUUACCUGGCUGGCGGCAACGUCGUUGUCCUUGACAAGCAGAGCUUCUUCGGCGGCAACUCUACCAAGGCUACUUCCGGUAUCAACGGUGCCCUCACCCGGACACAGGUCGAGGCCGGUAUUCCCGACAGCGUCAAGCAGUUCUACGAUGAUACCCUCAAGUCAGCCCGUGACAAGGCCCGUCCCGACCUGAUCAAGGUCCUCACCUACAAGUCCGCCGCUGCCGUCGAGUGGCUUCAGGAUGAGUUCAACCUCGACCUCACCCUCGUCUCUCGUCUGGGUGGUCACUCCCAGCCCCGAACCCACCGAGGACACGAUGCCAAGUUCCCCGGUAUGGCCAUCACCUACGCCCUCAUGCAGCGCCUCGAGGAGCUUGCCGAGAACGAGCCCGAGCGUGUCCAGAUCAUCAAGAAGGCCCGUGUCACCGAGCUGAACAAGGAGGGCAACCACGUCACUGGUGUCAAGUACGAGCAUGAUGGCGAGAUCAUCUCCAUUGACGGCCCCGUCGUCCUUGCUACCGGUGGUUAUGCUGCCGAUUUCUCCGAUUCCUCCCUGCUGAAGAAGCACCGCCCCGAUACCUAUGGCCUUGCCACCACCAACGGCACACACGCUACUGGUGACGGUCAGAAGAUGGUCAUGGCCAUUGGCGGUAACGGUAUCGACAUGGACAAGGUCCAGGUCCACCCCACUGGUCUCGUUGACCCCAAGGACCCUGGCUCCAAGUGGAAGUUCCUUGCCGCUGAGGCUCUCCGUGGUGAGGGUGGUCUGCUCCUGAACGCCGACGGUGACCGAUUCUGCGAUGAGCUCGGCCACCGUGACUACGUCUCUGGCAAGAUGUGGGAGGAGAAGGACAAGAACAAGUUCCCCAUCCGACUUGUGCUCAACUCCAAGGCCUCCAAGGUCCUUGACUUCCACACCCGCCACUACUCUGGCCGUGGCCUCAUGAAGAAGAUGACCGGCAAGGAGCUCGCCAAGGAGAUUGGCUGCACCCCUGACCACCUCCAGAAGACCUUCAAGACCUACAACUCCAUUGCCGAUGGCAAGCAGAAGGACCCCUGGGGUAAGAGGUUCUUCCACAACCUGCCCCUCGACAUUGAUGACGACUUCCACGUUGCCGUCAUGGAGCCCGUUCUGCACUUCACCAUGGGUGGUAUCGAGAUCAAUGACAAGGCCGAGGUCCUGAACCAGGACAAGCAGCCCUUCGAGGGUCUCUACGCCUGUGGUGAGCUGGCUGGUGGUGUCCACGGUGCCAACCGUCUGGGUGGCUCGUCUCUUCUCGGCUGUGUCGUGUACGGCCGUGUCGCUGGUGACACUGCUAGCAACUACCUCUUCCGAAAGGCUCUCCAGGGCAGUGCCGGCGCCGCUCAGCGUGUCGGCCAGAUCUCGCUGCACCUUGACCCUUCGGUCCCCAACCAGGUCACAGUCUCGUGGGGCGCUGGCGGUGCUGCUCCUUCCGGCUCCGGUGCACCCUCGGCAAUCGCCGAGCAGGCUACGGCUGCUGCCGGCCCCGCUCCCGUCAAGGAGGAUGGUGCCAAGGCAUCUAAGCCCAACGACCCCAAGUCGUUCAAGGUCCCUGAGAAGGAGUUCACUAUGGAGGAGAUUGCCAAGCACAACACCAAGGAGAGCGUGUGGGUUGUUGUCAAGGGAGUCGUGAUGGACCUCAGCGACUGGCUCGAGGAGCACCCCGGCGGCGUCCAGGCUAUCCUGAACUUUAUGGGUCGCGAUGCCACCGAGGAGUUUGAGAUGCUGCACGACGACGAGGUGAUCCCCAAGUACGCUCCUCAGCAGGUGAUUGGCCGCGUCAAGGGCCAGGACGUGACUCUGGAGCCUUGA